UGUCUGAUGUCUCCGCUGCUCGGUGCUGUCUAGCCCGGGGGAGGGAGGAGCCGCUGUCACAGUGCUGGACCCCCGCCCCCUGGCUCCCCCGUGUCUCCGGUAUGAUGGCGGCUGGAGGAUGGCACCGUGUGGGCCAGGCUGAUGGCGGAGCGUUAUAAACCCCGGAGAAGAUGAGCACAUUGGCCCCACUUUGUCUUAGCGACAUGGCCAGCCCUACCCUCAGUCCAGAUGACUCUUCUAUGUCUAUGUCUGCAGCAGUGAGCAUUUCCCCUUCAGACUCCGAGAAUCUGAGUCCUGAUGAAUUGGAGCUGCUGAGCAAAUUAGAGGAACAAAACAGGCUCCUAGAAGCAGAUUCUAAGUCAUUGCGCAGUGUUACAGGAUCCUGCAGGACCAGUGUCACCUCCCCGGGACCACCACCUCUGGACCAGGACAGCUGGGAACUGUGGGGGCGCAUUGUUACUCACUGGGAGGAAUGGACAAGGAGGAAAGAGAAGCUCCUGAAGGAGUUGAUUCGAAAAGGUAUCCCAUAUCACUUUAGGGCCAUGGUAUGGCAGAUGCUGUGUAACGCAUCAGACAUGCCCGUGAAGAAGCAGUAUGCAGAUCUCCUGAGAAUGUCUUCUCCUUGUGAAAAGCUCAUCCGCAGAGAUAUUGCACGGACCUACCCCGAGCAUGACUUUUUCAGAGGACAGGACAGUAUGGGGCAAGAGGGAUUGUUCAAUGUGAUGAAGGCAUAUUCUUUAAUAGACCGAGAAGUAGGAUACUGUCAGGGCAGUGCCUUCAUCGUGGGCCUACUUCUAAUGCAGAUGCCAGAAGAGGAGGCCUUCUGUGUGUUUGUUCGGCUCAUGCAAGAGUACCGACUGAGGGAACUCUUCAAACCGAGCAUGGCUGAGCUGGGCCUGUGUAUAUACCAGCUGGAGUACAUGUUGCAGGACCAACUUCCUGAAUUAAACCUUCACUUUCGCUCCCACUGCUUCCAUACCUCUAUGUAUGCCUCUUCCUGGUUUCUAACCUUGUUCCUCACUACGUUCCCUCUGCCUGUGGCCACCCGUGUUUUUGAUAUUUUCAUAUAUGAGGGGUUGGAGGUCAUAUUUCGUGUUGGUAUGGCACUGCUUACCGUGAACCAAACUGAACUUAUGCAGUUAGACAUGGAGGGCAUGUCCCAGUAUUUCCAGAAAGUAAUCCCACACCAGUUUGACAGCUGUCCAGACAAACUGAUUCUUAAAGCUUAUCAAGUCAAAUACAACCCAAAGAAAAUGAAAAGGCUAGAAAAAGAAUAUGCUGCGAUUAAAAGCAAAGAAAUGGAGGAACAAAUUGAAAUUAAGCGGCUACGGACAGAAAACAGACUUUUAAAGCAGCGCAUUGAAACACUAGAAAAGGAAAGUGCGGCCUUAGCGGACAGGCUGAUACAGGGUCAGGUGACCCGUGCCCAGGAGGCAGAAGAGAACUACGUUAUAAAGCGGGAGCUUGCUGUGGUUAAACAACAAUACUACACAGCUGCUGAGAACCUGCAGAGCGCUCAAGGCCUUAUCCGGCAGUUACAGGACAAGCAGAGUGACCCACGGGUAACAGAGGAGCUGGUGCAUCAUCUGGAAUCUGAGCUUGAACAGUCGCGGCUCAGGGAAGCAGAGACUCUGGGAGCCCUUAAAGAGAUGCAGGAGAAGGUGGUGGAGCUAGAGAAGAGGAGCAGCGCUCUUCCUGAUGAGAGUAAUAUUGCCAUGCUCCAGGAAGAGGUCCAAUCUAUGCGGAAGAGAGAAGCCCACGCUCUUCAGGUUAUGCGAGAAGGGCAAAAACAAGUGACAGAGCUGAGUGACAAGUGGCAGUCACUGUCUUCCCGUGGUGGAAGCAUCUGGAAGGAUUCUCCGCGUAAGACCCCAGCAGGAGAGUUGCAUGAUGAGGUGAUGUCAAGUCGUUUGCGAGAGGUCCAGGCUCAAAGCGAGACCCGUGAACUUCGACAGAGAGUACUCGUCUUGGAGAGUCAGGAGCUGUUGCAUGAGAAACAACUCUCACGCCUGGAGAAAGAGUGCAAGGAGCUGAGAGAACGAUUACAGAAUGAAGCUGCUCACAGUAAAGCACUACAGACACAGAUGAAUGAGGAUAAGCGGAGGCACGCAGUCUCUGAGUGCAAGAAUAAAGAAGAGGUGAUGGCUGUGCGCUUGAGGGAAGCAGACAGCAUGGCAGCCGUGGCAGAGAUGCGUCAGCGCAUUGCAGAGCUUGAAAUACAGAAAGAGGAGGGGGUGAUACAAGGAAAGCUGAACGAUUCUGACUCGUCCCAGUACAUCCGGGAGCUGAAGGAUCAGAUUGAAGAGCUGAGGCAGGAGCAGAUCCAACUGUUCCAUGGUCACAAACCUUAUUGCGAUUCCAUUACGUUUGAAGGUCUACAUCUUACUUCCCGCCCAGUACAGGAAGAUGAGGACUCCAUCCCUUCCUCCGAUGAGGAGCUACUCUCAAGGCCCAUGGGUGCCUUACAGGAUGCCUUGUAUCCCCGUUCCCCACACAAGUCCUGCUUCUUACGACCUCUCAGAAGCUCUCCUAGCUCUGAGAGCGAGGAAGGAAUAGAAAGCAAUGGAGUCCCUUUAGACACUCCCACUGAAGCAGCUGAAUAACCAUUGGGAAUGAGAGGGUUAGUGGAUUUCCCUCAUACCCUCUCUGAAAAUCAAUCUUUAGGGCAGGAAAAUAGAAAAAGGAAUAUGAUACCACUUAACCUUGACAAAUACAAACUAUGUGAAGGUGCCCUAUUUUGGCUUUGGUAAAGGUUAAUAAACUACGGCCAUUAAUGUGGAGAGUCACCUUUUUCAAUUAAUUUUUUUCUGGUACUAAAGACUGAGCCGAUUCCUCUACAGAACCAUCUGUAAACUGGAGUGUAUGCUGUGUGAAUUUAAUGUUUAUUUUCACCAUACACAAUUGUUUUUGGAUCUAUACAUGUAGAGAGAUGAUGGAGUCCAUAACAUUUUGGAUGCCAUGGUGCAAACUGGAAAUCUGUUUCUGAAUUGAAGUAUAACGUACAAAAUUUUGGUCCAUCGGAGAAAGGUAGAUGUGUGCAAUGUUUGUCAUACUAAGUGCACAAAAAGAUAAUUGAUUAAUCAGAAGCGUCUAGGAUGUAUUAAAGUGUCCACUUGUCCAUCACUAUUAGAAGCUAAACUCCUAUCAACAAACUAAAGAAAGUGUUGUGUUUUGUUUAAUACAUUCCCUCAUUUCUAACAUUCAACCGUGGUUAUAUAAUAACCAUCCACAUGGAGGUUCUGGUACUUGCAAGAGGAAAGAUCUCCACUGCAAAUGUAUUACCCAAGAGCACUUUGGAUAUGCAGACCUCAUCUGUGUAAAAGUCUGUACACUUUAUUUACCAAAAGGUUUCCAUUUAUUAAAUGACUUGUCGAUGCUAGGAAAGGACCCAGCAUUAAACCUGACGGAAGAAGGUUCACUUGGCCUGACUUUGCAUUUUCAAUCCUUAUAUUUAUUCAUAAGAUCUGCAUAAGCUUUCCAAGUUAUGUUGUUUUCUGAGAGUUUGUGAAGAGCAGAAAACCAGAGCAACCUGCAUAUUAUUACUUACCAUGUUUCUUAACUAAUUAUAAGCUAUACAGUACCAAGCCGGUUCCCGUCUCACCCCAUCCUGCAAUUUAGUCUUUUAUCAGAGGAUUUGUACUACUAUCCUUCGUAAGGUGUUAUGGUGACUGCUUACAAACCUUUUGAAUUAAAGCUGCCUCCAACCAUCACUUUGAGAGCUUACCAGUUGAACGCCUUGGUUCGGGCAUUCUAACUGCCAGUUGACCUCACUAGAAUGUCUCCACUAAGCCACAUCCUAAUAUUCUAAAAUCUAUGAUUUUUAUUAACCAACAUCUUAACAAAGUUCUCCAGUGUUACUUAAUAUUUUGUCACUACAGAAUAAACUGUUAAUGUGUUAAUAUAUAUAUAUAAUUAUUUUGUUUAUUGUAAAUGAUUUAAAGCUAACAAACAUAAGUAUCAGAGAUACAGUGUUUUUUUGUAUUUCUUUUCAAUGGCAAGGGACUCUAAAAUACCUAUUUAUAAAGCCAGCCAUGCCAAAAUAUAUCUGAUGUAGUUUAUUCUGUUUCUUUAUGGUUUUAUUAUAUAACUUUAUCACUUUAAAAAUCUGGGUGCGUACCACAUUCACUCCAGUUUAUUUUUAUUGGACAAAAAAUGUAGGUCACUGUGAUGGGUAUACAAAAAUCUCCUGUCAUUUGACAUGAAGUUACAUUCUAUUUCAGAGUGAUAAAAUUAUAUAAAAGUGUAAAUGUUCCCACUGUUUCUAUUGAAAUGUGUUAUGUAAGUGUGCAUAUGUAUCCCCAUGAAAUGAAUCUGUGGUCAUUACUAGUUAGAGUAAAAAUGUCCUCAAAAUAAUAUGUAGGGGCCUUAUUUUUUUAUUUUAUUUUUUGCGAGAUUCCCCACCUCAAGGUGUACCAUAGCUAUCACAUGUUAAUAUGCAAUAACACAUUAUUUUAUUCACAAAGCAGUUUGUUGAGUCCAAUGCCCGUUUCAACCCUUCCACUUUUCUCUAAAUUUUUCAACUUUGUUGUAAAUUACCCAAGAGUUGGAGAUCUCUUGUCCAAUAAUUUGAUUUCAUAUUUGAACAGAGACAUGCCUCUCCCAAUAUUCAGAAGCAUUAUCAGGGGAAACUUUGGAUGUUGAACAGCUGUAGAAAGAAGCAUGGGUAAUUUGUGGAACUAUGGUACUUCUAGCGGUGGAAGGACCAUCUGUGUAAUAUGUGUAGAUAACCAAUUUCUAUUUAAAAUAUUCAGGUGAAGUUUUUUACUCCUUCUAACAGAUGUAUCUAGAUUGUCACUCGAAGUCAUCUGCCUAACACUUGUGAUAAAGGGGUUUAAAGGACUCGUCACCAUAAAAAACAGAAUAGUAACCUAUUUAUUAUUUAUAUAUGUGUAUAUAUAUAUAUUGGUUUUAAAGUGCAAUAAUUCCAUAUCUAAUAUUAAUACGAAGAUUAAAUACCAUCUAAGAUUAAUACAGGCAUACAUAAACUCUAAUGUGACAAAGAAUUUAAGUGGACCUUUUAAUCUGAAAAGCAAAUGUUAUAAUUAACAAAGCAAAAAUUUGCUAUUUGUUGUGUUAAGAAUAGAACCAUUUCAAAAAUGUUUCCUUUAUUAAUAGAAAUGUACUAAAACUUUGAAUAUUUCCUGGAUUACUGUUAAAUAAAACGAAGAGGCGUUCCACUGCAUGCUGGGAAAGAUUUUUUUUAUUUUUUUAUACCCCCAGCUACCAACUCCUGCAUCUGUAAAGUCUGUGCAAAUGAAUUAUUUUAGACACAACAUUUUUAGAAUGGUUCAAGUUUUAACUCCCAACAUGCAAUAUGUAUGCUGUAAUAAUCAAUAUAAUGUGUAUUAUCCCCAAUUAAUCUCCGCUUUAAACAACUUCCUUAGUUUAUUUUAAAGAAUUGAGAAUUAUCAGAGUACAAAUAUAUUAGUUUUGUAAUGCUGUUUAAAAUGGAAAUGUCUUAACUGCCAUUCAGUGGAGUAAAGCGCAAGGGGGAUAUUUGUAUUCCUUCUAUAUAAAGUAUUAUAAUGGAACUUUAUGAAUUUCUGUAAAAAUCUGAAAAAAAUGUUUUUGUGAAUGGUGCACUACAUUUAGAGUGAGGAUAUUGCCUUCCUAUUUGUUGCUGUAACUUGUUCUCUAUAUUUUGUGUCAUUAUUGCUAUCCGUAUGUGUUUUGAGUGCCAAAUCCUUCUGAAACGGGUGAUAGUGGGUGGACAGAUUGCUAGUUUCUUCUAGUUAAGGGCUAAGCGUGAGCAUCUCUGUGUGUCACAGAUCCGUAUGCAGUGAUAUCUGCAGUGCUUGAUACAAGAGGAUUACAAGCUUAAAUAAUGGUCUACAGAUAGUAGGGAAGUAUUCAACACUACAGCUCUCAGCCAGGUUGUGACUAACAGUCAGGGGUGUUUUAGUUAAACUACUACUGGGAAGUUUGCCCGGUGCAUAUAAACAUCAAAACUGUUACCAUGUAGUAUUCUCAGAGAUUUUGGUAAUUGAGGUAUAGGAUAAGUUGAUGGGGUAAUGAAUCCUGGGUGCCCACAUACUCCCCUCAGGAUAAUAUUAGCUCCACUCCUUGGCAAUACAACUAAUUUUUAUUUAUUUAUUUAUUUUAAAUUCGAGAAUACCAAUAAAGAUUCUGGCCUUUAGAAGACUGGCUUUCAAACAUCUGGUCCAUAGGUGGGUGUGGAAAGGAAGUAAUGCUCUGCAGCUAGAGAAAUGCCAAAUGGUUAGUGCACAUAUAUACUACUGAUGUAGACUGGAGGUUAGAGGAAUGAUAGUCUAGAGGUACAGUUAGUGGUCAGUAUAUAGAUGGUCUUCAGGUACAGUUAGUGGUCAGUAAAUAGAUGGUCUAUAGGUGAACAUUGGUAGUCAGUCGAUAGCACUAGAAUGAAGUUUAUGGACAGUGACCAGAUGGUGGACAGUUAGAGAGGUUGGUGCUUAGUGGAAAGAUGCAGGUGCAGGUACAGGUAGAAACUGGUUAGAAUGGGAUAUAUGUCGCUACAGAUAGAGGUUGGUGCUCAGUGGAGUAAUGCUUGCAGAUGACUUACAGUAUUGCAGUUCUUUUCUUUAUUUCAAGUAUGUUACGACGGUGCCAUAUCACUCCCACCCUCUGAGCGUGUUUACACAGCAUGUCACUGUAAGGGGAGGGAUAAUCCUGUUAUUUUGCCCCUUACUGGGACUGGAGGAACAGCGACUGUUAAAGCUGUAGCUUCACUCAAUAAAUAAACUCACACUGUCUUACUAAUAAACUGUCUGGAAAUGUA
This is a messenger RNA of Pelobates fuscus (common spadefoot toad), 6754 nucleotides long. It is a transcript of the gene EVI5L, whose product is annotated as ecotropic viral integration site 5 like. The transcript has 20 exons. Bases 171 to 2603 code for a protein of 810 amino acids. The record is from RefSeq and is a predicted model, not a curated record. Lineage: Eukaryota; Metazoa; Chordata; Amphibia; Anura; Pelobatidae.